Messenger RNA from Perkinsus marinus ATCC 50983, 1755 nucleotides. Its product is annotated as branched-chain amino acid aminotransferase, putative. The record is from RefSeq and is a predicted model, not a curated record. The coding region runs from base 1 to 1755 and encodes 584 amino acids. Lineage: Eukaryota; Perkinsozoa; Perkinsida; Perkinsidae. Gene Ontology annotation, biological process: L-valine biosynthetic process; L-leucine biosynthetic process. The transcript is spliced from 16 exons. Gene Ontology annotation, molecular function: branched-chain-amino-acid:2-oxoglutarate transaminase activity. Gene Ontology annotation, cellular component: mitochondrion.
AUGCAGUGGGAUGCUUUGAGGGAAUACAGGGUACCUGAGGGCAUCAGAGAGUUCCGCCUGUCCAGUAACAUCGCUCGAUUUGCCACUUCCAUCAGACGUGGCGCGAUGGCCGAUCUCACCAAACGCGAUGAAUAUGAGCUCAUCAGGGAGCUUAUUCUCAUUGACGAGCACAUGAUACCAUCAGAACCUGGUUAUUCUCUCUACAUUCGUCCAACGUGUAUUGGAACUCAAGCUAGUCUUGGGGUAUUUCCCCCUACAGCUGCCAAAAUAUUCGUCAUCACCUGUCCUGUCGGCCCAUACUAUAGAUCAGGGUUCAAACCAGUGUCUUUGCUAGCAUCGACGAAAACUGUCCGUGCGUGGCCAGGAAGCACUGGGGCUCAGAAGCUUGGUAGUAACUAUGGUCCGACACUACUACCCUUGCGGGAAGCUAUUGAGAUGGGCUACUCGCAAAUAUUAUGGUUGUUGCCGACUGAUGUGACGGCAAAGGACUACUACGUAACGGAGGUUGGUACGAUGAACCUGUUUCUGGUAUUUCGUACGCCGGAUGGUAUAGAAGUGACAACACCAUCCUUGAGUGAUGUGAUCCUGCCAGGAAUAACCCGAGACUCAGCAUUACAAGUUCUGACAUCUAAUAAUGCGCCACCUGGUAUAAAGGUUUCGGAAAGAGAUGUCACUAUGAAUGAAGUCAUCGAAGCUUUCGAGACUGGCAAUCUCUUGGAAGUGUUCGGUACCGGUACAGCAGCUAUUGUAUGUCCGGUUGAUCUGAUCCACUACAAGGGAAAGGAUAUUCGUAUACCGGUUGAUGAGCGAGUCGGAGCUGGCCCUAUCUGCAAAUUCGUCCUGGACACUAUUAAUCAUCCUUCGAGGCUUUCUGGCAAAUCAGAGACUGCAAGUUCUCUCGAGAGGGUCCAGAGGGCGGAUAGCGUUUGGCCCUAUCCUACGAAGAGAUUGCAAUUGCAAGGCAGGACUCUCAUACUGAAAACUCCUGGUGGUGUAGUUGAGGAAUCCUGUAGGCUUGAGCUUCAUACGAGACGUGGUAGAUCACCCAGUGUGUUGCAGACCAGCCUCAAAACUAAUGAUAACAUGUUCGGGCCUUGUAUUUUUUGUGAGCAUCGACUGCCAAUCCCAAAAAUGGUUCAUAGAGCGAAGACACUACUGAGAUUAUUGAAGGUUGUUAUCAUCCUAUUGAAUGCCUACAACCUAUACGGUAAGGAGGAGCAGAUACAACGACUAAAGCAAUUGUUGGAGAUGAUGAAGAGCUUACCAAAGGGGGAUGUCACCAACGAGGAUGGUGAUAAGAUUGUUGAUAUCGAGGAGAAGCUAGACGAUAGCAAGGCGCCAGCCUCCAAGGCCCCUCAAGUGGUCUCUUCCUCAUCAUCAUCGGCAGCAGUCGAAGAAAAGGAGAUCGAGAUAAAACGGAAGGAGAUGGUUAAGUGGUGGGCAGCUGUUAUGGAGGAAACUCCCUCUUAUGAUGAGCCCGACUAUGACGAGAGGGAACUAAACCAAGGGGCUCAGGCAAUGCCAACGACUAGCAACACCACAGAUCGGGUGCCCGAAACGACCACCACUACUGAUGCCUUCACCGGUACUGUGGCUGAGCAUGGAGAAAAUAAGGUGGAGAAAAAUGAAGAUGCGCCCAAGCGGAUGUCGAAAUUUAAGAUGGACAGAGCAGCUAAGAAAGGCUUUGGCGGGAUGUUCGCGGCCCGACACGGUAUUCCAAUGGGAGGCGGGCAGAAUUCCCAACCCGGGCAGUAG